Molecule: messenger RNA, 219 nt
Organism: Aureobasidium pullulans EXF-150
Lineage: Eukaryota; Fungi; Ascomycota; Dothideomycetes; Dothideales; Saccotheciaceae
Exons: 2
Biological process (GO): mitochondrial respiratory chain complex IV assembly
Cellular component (GO): mitochondrion; mitochondrial inner membrane
Source: RefSeq, a predicted model, not a curated record
AUGGGCGGCCCCAAUCUCGAAGUCUUCAAGUUCGGCAUGUACAUCAUGUUUCCUAUUGGAUGGAUGUACUACUUUGGCACGAACCUCGACGAACGUUUCUCUGUCCCCGACUUUUGGCCCAAGGAGAACGAAACACAUCACAUCCCCUUCGAGAAGGAUGAGAUUCAAUCAGAACUGGCCAGACUGCGCGCCCGCCGUUUGGCUGCCCGCCAGAGAAGA